This is a messenger RNA of Euleptes europaea (tarantolino), 1030 nucleotides long. It is a transcript of the gene SUSD6, whose product is annotated as sushi domain containing 6. NCBI's taxonomy places the organism in Eukaryota, Metazoa, Chordata, Lepidosauria, Squamata, Sphaerodactylidae. The record is from RefSeq and is a predicted model, not a curated record. The transcript has 5 exons. The coding region runs from base 11 to 925 and encodes 304 amino acids.
CGACUAAAAGAUGUGCCAUGGAAUGGUAGCCACAAAGAGCACGACGACGUCACUGCUUGCCUUGUUCAGUCAUGGGUUAUUUUUUCCACUGGUCGUCUUCAGUACUCCUGGGGCGGAAGGACUGGUCUCAUCUUGUCCACAGCCACCUGAGCCAGAGAAUGGAGGUUAUAUAUGCCAUCCAACACCCUGCAAAGACCCACUGACAUCUGGCAGCGUCAUAGAGUACCUGUGUGAAGAAGGUUUCAUGCUGAAAGGAGACUACAAAUACCUGACCUGCAAGGAUGGAAAGUGGGAUCCAGUCAUGGAGGUGACUUGUAGGCUCAGCCAAGAUAAAGAUUCUCCUCCAAGUAUAGGGGUGCCCACUCUGUCCAUCGUGGCUUCCACAGCAAGCUCCGUGGCCCUCAUCCUUCUCCUAGUUGUACUGUUUGUUUUGCUGCAGCCAAAGUUGAAGUCCUUUCAUCACAGCAGGCGUGAUCAAGGUGUUUCUGGGGACCAGGUUUCCAUCAUAGUGGAUGGCGUUCAGGUGGCUUUGCCAUCCUAUGAAGAAGCAGUUUAUGGCAGUGCCGGGAACUGCAUCCCUCCCUCAGAUUCACGGGUACAGAUUGUCCUGUCGGAGGGAGCUGGGCAGAGCGGAGCAAGGGAGAUGCAGCAGCCGCCACCACCGGACCAAACGGAUCAUAACUGCUUUGCUGGGGAGGAUGAAGUCCCUGGACACUCUGGACUGUGCGAAGCAGGCAGUUCUCACCACUCAGAGGCUGUCCUGGUGCAUCAAGCCACCUCCUCCUCCUGGGUAGCUGGUAUGUCUAGUAGUAGAUCAGGGCACAAAGAAGCUCCAGACUCGGAAAGCAGUGAUGUACAAAGCCUUCUAUCACUCACUUCCUCAGAGGACUACACAGAUGAUAUUCCAUUGUUGAAAGAAGCAUGAGGUCUGUUGCAUUUGUCUAGCCUUUUCUCUCCAUUCCUCUUCUCCUCCUUGGGAUGGUGAGCACUCCGUGCUAGCUUCCCCCACCCUCCCACGAUGUGCCCCGGA